AGACGAUUUUGAUACAAGCUGCUCCAUUUUUCAGUUUCCAGCAAGCAUCAGCUUUACAAGCGUCUACGUCACUUUGACGCAAGAGCCCACAUGAUAAAGACAAAAAUGUCUGCGCCCAGUGUAGAUAGCCCUGUUGAUCAUCUGUCUGCAGUCCGUCAUGUCAUCUUGGUUUUAUCGGGAAAGGGCGGAGUUGGAAAAAGUACAGUGGCUACCCAAGUAGCAUUAGGACUGAGGCAUGCUGGGAAAAAGGUUGGUUUGCUGGAUGUAGACCUGUGUGGUCCCAGUAUUCCUCGAAUGUUUAACGUCCAUCAACAGGAUAUCCAUCAAUGCUCAGAGGGGUGGCUUCCGGUGUUUGUGGACAAAGAACAAAAACUGGCACUAAUGUCAAUAGGGUUUUUGGUGGAGAAUGAAAAAGAUGCCAUCAUUUGGAGAGGACCCAAGAAAACAGCGAUGAUCAAACAGUUUCUACAGGACGUGGUGUGGAGGGACAUAGAUUACCUAGUUAUAGAUACACCACCAGGGACGACAGAUGAACACAUUAGCACCAUCGAGAAUCUGAAGACCUACAAUCCUGAUGGAGCCAUACUUGUCACAACCCCACAGGCCGUGUCUGUGGGAGAUGUGAAAAGGGAGAUCACUUUCUGUAGAAAGACCCACAUACCAGUCAUAGGGAUCAUCGAGAACAUGAGUGGAUUUGUCUGUCCAAACUGUACGGAAUGUACAAAUGUGUUUUCAAAAGGAGGAGGGCAAGCACUAGCCAAAGAGUACCAUGUGCCAUUCUUAGGCUGUAUUCCAUUGGACCCUGAGCUCUCCAAGUGUUCCGACAAUGGGAAGAAUUUUAUCGAGCAUUAUGAGGGAUCUCCGACGUUACAUGCCAUCCAGAAAGUGGUGGAUCGCUUAAUUCAAAUUGACCGAGACCUCCCCUGAACUGUGAACGUCUAGACCACAGAACCCAGUGAAUGGAAACCCUGUAUAUAAACUAAUAUUCUGUGAUAGCAGUAUGGCUUGAUAUUAUGAUAUAAAUGUGCUGUUGCAGUUGUUGGUAAUUUAUCGAUGUGUAUUUCUCAGCAGGGAAUGGUUACUCUUGAAAAUAUUGUUCAACAAUAGCGGAUAAAUACAGCAUUUCAUAUUGUAGCGAAAUCAUCAAUUUGAUUUACCACUCAUGCUUCAGCACCAAAGAAGCUUAAAUAUAAAUCCCGCUAGAAUAGGUAUGCACAUAUAAUCAACAUUGUUUGCAACAAGGAAACAAACAGUCCAAAAAAUCUUUUGCAAUCAACUUUUGUAAGUAAAGAAAUUCUUUGACCAGUGUUAAUUUGCUCAGACAUGUUGAAAAACAAGUUUGUCCUAUUUUAAAUUUGCUCCAAAAAAUUUUCCAUUAUAUUUAGUGCAAUGAAUAAAUUUAACAGUAGAUUCACCCAAUUUUGAAUUCAUCCAUCUCAGGAUGAGGGUGAAAUGGCCAAAAUUUAAACAAGAUGUGUUUGUGAAACAUGAAUACCCCCGAUAAUGGUCAAUUUCAAAAGAUGGUCAAGGUCACAAGGACAAAUAUUUUGGUACCAGUAGAAAGAUCUUGUCACAAGAAAUACUCAUGUGCAAUAUGAAAGCUCUAAUAUUUACCAUUUAGAAGUUAUGACCAAUGUCAACAUUUUUAAUUUAAACAAUAUUUUAUUAUGUAUGAAACAUAAAUGGAUUAGGCAACAGGCUUGCAGCCUAUAUAAGCCUUCUCCAAAAUGUCAACAUUUUUAAAAGUAUGUCCAAUGUCAAGGUCAAAAGGUUUAGUACCCAUGGAAAGGUCUUGUCACAAGGAAUACUCAUGUGAAAUAUCAAAGCUCUAGCACUUACUGUUCAAAAGUUAUUAGCAAAGGUUAAAGUUUCAGAUAGAAUUACAGAAUGACUAACAUGACAAAAACAAUAUGCCCCCCCCCCCCCCCCCCCCCCCCCAACAAUCUUUGAUCUUGGUGGCAUAAAAAGGGGGUGAAAUAUAUUUCUCAGAUGUGGUUAUAAGCUCUGAAGAAACCAAUUAGAUACUCAUACAAUUUUUCUGUAAUCCCUCUGCAUUAUCUAUAUAAAAUCAUUCAUUUUUUGAUGAAUCUUUAUUGAAAACAAAAGCAACGGUCAGCUUUCAAUAUUGGAUGCAAUGUGUAGCGAUAUUCUUAAGACAGAUAUUAUGUACUUGCGCUUGAUAUGAAGACGACUGACUAUUUUAUGCUGUACCUUUGUGUGUGUGUGUGUGUGUCAGUUACUACUGGUGUUACAUCAGCUUUACAUUCCAUUCAUUACUGGCCUAACCAUUUGAAAUACACACUCGACACUUAAUGUUCUGUAUGCUUUGAUGAAAGAUAAGUCUAAAACUAUUUAAAAUAUGCAUUGCUUGUUUAUUGCAGUUGUAUAAAAUUACAGCAUGAUUUAGUGGUAACUGUGAAUAAAUUGUAUGUACAGCA
Ostrea edulis (European flat oyster) is the source of this 2438-nucleotide messenger RNA. RefSeq names its product cytosolic Fe-S cluster assembly factor NUBP2 homolog. Gene Ontology annotation, biological process: iron-sulfur cluster assembly. NCBI's taxonomy places the organism in Eukaryota, Metazoa, Mollusca, Bivalvia, Ostreida, Ostreidae. Gene Ontology annotation, cellular component: cytosol. Gene Ontology annotation, molecular function: 4 iron, 4 sulfur cluster binding; ATP-dependent FeS chaperone activity; ATP binding. The transcript has 8 exons. The coding region runs from base 91 to 927 and encodes 278 amino acids. The record is from RefSeq and is a predicted model, not a curated record.